AGAACAUAUUAUUACACGAGUCAGUGGUACACAACUUCCUCCACUAUAUACACGCCGCUAUAUAAUUUUUACACGCAUUCCACGUCGAUAUAUUUUCCCGUUUUCUUUUUCUCUCCAAAGAUGUACGUACUUCUCUCCAAGCGUUCGAGUUCGUCAGUAUGUGCGUAUUUAUAACGUCUUUCUUUUUUCUUUUUUUUGUCAACCUUUUAUUCUCACUCCGCAUCAUACAUCGUUUUAUUUGCUACUAUUAUGCACACACAAUUUUCAGACAGAUUAGAUUCGAAAUUCUAUUCGCCUCGAUCGACACUGGAAUUAAAUAAUAAAGGAAAUACGCUUCGUAGCGAGUUCGUGGAUGCGACGAGCCGCAUGGAAAGGUAUCUUUUUCUUUUUUUCAAAAAUAAUGAGGAGUGGAAAUGGAAUAAAAUAACUGUACGUACAAAUUGACGAUCGGUGCAAGCGUGUACGUGAUCGAAGAGAAGAAGGAAGAGAAUGCCUCGCGUUUCUGAUCUUCUACAGCCUGUAACACUUUCCUUGGACCACCCCGCAUUUCGAAUAAGUCCAAUUAACAUAACACGUUUCGAAUUUGAAAAUUUGAAUCUCGUGAUUCCCUGCUCGAGCGUAUAGAGGAAGAUUCGAGUUACACGACACCUAACGUGACACUGCGCGGUUUGUACAGUGUCUAAUUUGCAUAAUCGUGUAUCGAAUUCUCGCACGCUUGAUAUAUUAUUCAUUCUUGGAACGAUGAAGGGAGGAAAGAUAAACGGUAAGAAGUAUCGAUCAAAUUUUUCCGAGACAUUCGUAAUCGAUCGAACAAGCAACAUUUUAACACUCCACUCGUCAAAAGUAAAACUCGAUCGAACGGAAUUUGCGCGAUACACCACCGAAUACGAGAGCAAAGACGCCUAAUCGAUCGAUACUCGAUUCCCAAAUAAGUAUAAAUCGACAUUUCGAUUACGCGCAAAGGUAAUUGGCGCGUAGUUACACUUACGAAAUCAAUUCUCCGACUCGAACAACAUACUUCUCCUGCUAAUUUUCACGAGCACGACACCAUUCCACCAUUCGAGUAAACGUCGAAACGGUCUUCUGUCGAUUAAUUAACGAGCGUCUUUGAUCGAUGACGCUCCAAUGCGCGUCUAACCAACGAUCUCAUCUCGAUCUCGUCUCGAUCGAUCACCGAAACCGCGCGUCUGACGCAUCUCCUCCCCCUCCUCCUCCAGACAAUCAAUCGGCGUAUCUCCACCUAAAGGCUAAGAGAGACUAAAACUUGCCGACCUCUGGCCCCCAUUCGCCAACGUUCCACUGACACACCUGUGGCGGUGUCACCAAUCCUCUCCGCGAUCUCCUCUCCCCGAGUGCACAAAUCGAUCGAGGCAACCUUCCACUUCCUCUUCUUCCUCCUCUUCUUCUUUUUCAUCUUCUUCUCCCUUCCGUGGACGAAACGAAGAGCGAGGCACGUUUCAUCGGUCCCGAAAUCGAGCCCAACCUUGAAGAGGAGAGGAAUGCAGGUUACAAGCGUUGUCCUGCCGAACGUGUCCCGUUAACCGUGGACGGCGUGCACGUGUUUCACUUGGAGCAGAUGGUGAAAAGUCGGCGGUGGAAUCCUACCGGGGCAGGUUACGCACUUUCCACACUUUUGGCGCGGGCAUUAAUUAGCAUCGUGCGUACGAGGAGGCCGCUCGUGUCAGUUAAAACCGUGGUCAGUUGGCCGCGCGGCAUUGAGAGAGUAAAAUCGCACCCUCGCUUUGCCGACAAAGGAAGGAUUGGAAGAGGAACGAGGACCGAGGCUAACUAGUUCUAAAGGAUAUAUAACAUCUUCUUGCAAGCGAGCAGCUGAACGCAAACCUGUGUGAAUGUCGGUAAAAAGGAGCGAACGAACGGAGAAAGGAAGGAGACAGCGAAUAGAGAAGUCUUGCGAAUGAAGUCAAAAAAGAAUUUCGAUACUCUCCUCCCAAAAAAUGCCUAAAAACAUCCACGAGCAUUAAGAAUCUCGCCUCACCGUUUCAAGAUCGAUCGUUCUCCUGUUGCGAAAAAUUGGUCGACGAAGUUGAAAAAAAAAGAGAGACUCGGGAUCGGAGGAAAUCUGCGGCAGUAGAUGAAGUAGGGCAACGAGUGGCAAAAGUCGACGAUGAUCGUGAUUCAUCGAGCGGGCAGACGAAAGCAAGAUCGUGUGAUGAGCGAGAGGGGAGAGGAAAGGCGGGGAGGACAGGUUGGCUGGGAUUCGUGAGCCGAGUGGCGAAAAGGAAAGAAAAGAAAAGGGACGCUUUAUCUGCUCACCUCUCAAAAAUUCGAUUGGAGGAUCAAUGUCGCCCACCAUUCCGCCUGUUCUCGUGCUCUCGCUUCUGCUGGUCUCGCCGCCGCAGACGGCGGAAGCCGGCGAAUUGAUGGAUCUGCUCGCGCUGAUACGCGGCACGCUCAAGUACUGGCGAAGAGUCUACCACAUGUACGAGGAGGAGGUGGCCCUCGGCUACUGCUGGGCCGAGUACUUUCUGCAUCUGCACGGGGAGGACGCGAACGGCGAAACAGCCACGUCUUCGCCAGGUCUCGUCUUCGAUCACGCGCCGCUUCACGAUUUUCAGAGCGAUUUCGGUUUCGCGAACGGUUUCGAGGAUGGCGUCGAGAACGUCGGCGCGUGGAACGGAUGGAUCGUCGGUGAAGGAUAUCGUCGAGGAAAGAGAUCUCAGGAGGCGUCGAGGAGAGAGGAACUUUCGAGGAUUUUGGACAAUGAUCGCGGUGUUUAUUCAAAGAUCGAUGGAAAUGGUUUUGGGAAUGAGCGGGUUAAUGUGGAUAACGGUGAAGGAUAUCGUCGAGGAAAGAGAUCUUACGCGGCGUCGAGGAGAGCUGGACUUUUAAGCAUUUUGGACAGCGGUGUUUUUGGGUACGGUUUUGGGAACGAUAUCGAGAAUGAAACGCGGAGAGGAUGGAUUAUCGGAAUGGAUAAUGGCGAAGGUUAUCGUCCCAUUAAGGGAUCUUAUGGAAGUUUGGGAACGUGGGGCAAGGAUCGCGGUGUUUAUUCAAAAAUCGAAGGGAAUGGUUUUGAGGAUGAACGGAUCGUGGACAAUGAUGGAAAAUAUCGUCGAGGCAAGGGAUCUUACGGGGCGUCGAGGAGAGGUAAACUUUUAAACAUUUUGGACAGUGAUCGUGGUGUUUUUGUGAACGGUUUUGAGAACGAUAUCGAGAAUGAAACGCGGAGAGGAUGGAUUAUCGGAGUGGAUAAUGGCGAAGGUUAUCGUUCAAAUAAGAGAUCUUACGGAAGUUUGGGAAUUUUGGACGAGGAUCGUAGCGUUCAUUCAAAAAUCGAAGGGAAGGAUUUUGGGAAUGAAACGUGGAAUAAACGGAUUGUGGCCAAUGAUGGAAAUUAUCGUCGAAGUAAGAGAUCUUACGACGCGAGAAGGGAUGGAAGUUUGGAGGUUUUAACCAAGAAUCGAGAUGUUUCUUCGAAAAUCGAUGAAAAUGCUUUCGAAAAUAAUUCGGGGAAGGAUGGUUUUGGGGAUGGUAUCGAGAAUGGAGCGUGGAACGAAUGGAUUAAAAGAUCUUAUGGAUCGUCGAAGAGGAAGGACGGAAGUUUGGAAAUUUCAGACGAGAGUCGUAGCGUUCACUCGAGGAUCGUCGAGAACGAUUUCGGGGACGAAGGGCGAAAUGAUCGGGCUAUAACCACGAAUAAUAACAGAAAAUACCGUGGAAAUAAGAUUCCAUCGUACGACAGGAAGGAAGAAGAAAUUUUGAAAAGUUCAGAGAGCAAAGAUCACAACGGUGUUUACUCGAAAAUCGUGAAAGAGCUUGUGUCGGGUGAUUCGAUGAGCGAUGAAUCGGUGCUAAAUUUCGGAGAUAAGAAAGUUUUCGAUGACGUUCGAGGAUACGAUCGUGGGAAGCAGGACGAAACGCUGAAUUUUACGAAGGAGGAAGAUCUCUUCUCCGAGCUUGCGAAAAAACACGGAUCGAGUACGAUCGCUUCGAUGGAAAAUGGAAGGCCAACAGCUGCGGAGACAUCGUCACCAAAUCCGAAAAUAAAUUUAGAACCCGGCGUAACGAGGCUGGAAUCGAAUAAACGAAACUUGCUCGCCUCGAUCUUGAGCGAGAAACCCGCGAAACGCGAGUUCCCUGAGGACCUCCCUUUCUCGAACAAACAACGAGCUAUCGAACAGAUUUCGAGGACGAUCGUCCCGCGGCUCACGGCGAGCGUCAAAAAGUUCCCCGCCCUCGAUUCGCGUUUCGAAGCUGACCACGCAAACCUCCGGUCGAAUAGCAUCUCGAGAUCGAAUCGUAAAAACGAGAAUCCAGCAAACUACGAAAGACCUCUCAGGGAUGCACGAUAUUCCUCCGGAAUACCGUCGAGCACCAAAGAAAUCGUUUCCUCGAGGAUCCCGGGAAACGAUUUCGCCCCUGGAAGAGGAGGAGGACCAGUCCCAACGCGGGAAACGAGCGUGGAACGGACGACGAAGUUUGGAUCGAACGGGGUAAAAAAUUCUAGAGGCGACGGAGAGGAGGAGAAACUUUGGAAGGCGGGGACGUGGAGGCUCGUCGACCCGGAGGGGGAGGAAGUUUGGGACGGUGUUGGCCGCGAAAGGAGGGACGCGGAGGAGGGAGAAAGGCGGCAGCCAAGUUCCGGCGUCCGACGGGAAAACGGGAAAGUGAAGACGAAAGACGAGCGGAAGACGUUCGACGAUUCGAUGCGUGGCUGUCGAAAGGGCGGCUUUUCCUUUCCAAUCGUUCCAUCUUCAUCGGCCAACGAGGAGCGACAAGGGGACCGUUUUCCUUCCGAUAAACCUUGGAAAAAACCGGAACACGGAUCCGUUUCGCGGUUCCCCGAGGAAAUCGCGGCCUCGAAUUCGAGUUUGGAGAAAGGAGGGGCAAGCAUGAGGAGGAAGCUCGCUUCAACGAGGAGAUGGCCAGUGUGGAGGGGAAACUUACGUCGUAAGCGUGACGCGAACAAUGAUCGAACGAGAGGAGCUUCUUCCCCCUGCAAUCCCCCUGCGUCGUUCCGUGAAAUUCGAGGACCGUCGAAGGACGCGCGGCAACCUGGACGCGACAUCCGGAUCGAUGGCGAAACCCCGUCGAAACGACGGCACGAUCGACGCGACGCGGAGACAUUCAGCCGCCAUCGAGGGAUUCGAACCGCUUCCUUAACCCCGGACGACCCUCGAGGGGCGGUUUACUCGCGGAUGAAAAAUUCAUCGAAGGAUGGGAGGGGGAAAAAACGGGGAGGAGGUCCUCGGGGAGAGGAGGACAGUUGGAAAAAAUCGUCGGGUGAUAUUGGGAGGGAUAAUUGGUGGUAUCGAGGAGACGAGAACGUGGUCGACGAUCGAGGAAAGUCGAGGAUUCGAGGCCUGUUGGGGGGAGGCUGGUUGCCGCCUCCCGUCGUCGCCUACCAUCGAUUCACGGAGGAUUACGGGCUGGAUCGAUCGCGGUGGAGGGCCGUGGAUCAAGGUCGACGAUCCUCGAAAGCGGAAGCACGUGGCCUGGAUAGAGGGGACACUGCGCUUUUCUAUCUGCGUCAAGCGUUUAUGGGCUUUUUGAGGGCCCUCGGCUUCUUCGUGAACGUGGGCAGACAACUGAUGGAUUACGUGGAGUCGAACGGCGCGCUUUCCUGCACCAAGGACUAUUUAGUGGGCAAGGCCAUUCACUGGAUAGAUUCGUGAAUCGAGAGCGAUCGUUUGGAAGGAGGGAGGGAGGAGAGGAAAGGUUCGAGUUAUUGGGUUGGAGAGAUUUUUUCUUUCUUUUUUUUUUCUUUUUGGAGGGAGGACGAGCCAGUGGAAGGUUAUCGGGUGCAAAUGGGAAGGUGAAGGAGGGUAUCGGGUGUUGGACAAGUGGGUCAAUAAAUGGAUUUUACUGGGGUGAGUCGCGAGUGUUCGCUUAAUUUAUGGCUUUUUACGUAUUCUUUUUUUUUUCUUGGGAAAGAAAUUUUCGCUUCGGGAUUUAUCGAGUUAAUGGGGGAUUCUUGACGUCUUACGACUCGUUUCAGUUUUUUGCGUUUUGUUUACUCGUUUUAUUUAGAAUAUAGACGAUGAAUAAGGUAAUUGAGGGGAAUUUUAUCGUUACGUUUUAUCGCUAUACGAUUGUUAAAAAUUGUACGACUCGUGUUUUAUUUUAAGACUAAAUUAUUCUAUGCUCUAAACGUGUUAUACGCUUCGUACAAUUAAUACGAAAAUAUUGAUAGAUGUAUAUUACGUUGAUUAAAUAUAUAUAUAUAUAUAUUUUUAC
This is a messenger RNA of Apis cerana (Asiatic honeybee), 6198 nucleotides long. RefSeq lists its product as uncharacterized. The record is from RefSeq and is a predicted model, not a curated record. Lineage: Eukaryota; Metazoa; Arthropoda; Insecta; Hymenoptera; Apidae.